AUGAAUCUUGCCAAAGAUGCUCGGCGUAUAACAUUGAUGUACCUUGCCAAUGAUGUUUUACAAAACAGUAGAAAAAUAACUCGUAAGUAUACCUCUGAAUUUCGUCGCGACAUCGAAAGAGUUUUCAAAUCUAUGAGCAAAUCUGAUGAAACAACCAGAGACGAAAUGAGAGAACUUGCUGAUUUACGAGCUGGAGAAAGGGCUAGAGGUAGAGCUGCAACCCAGUCCAGAUUUGAAGAGCUAGCCACUAUUGAGACUGAUAAUACUCCAGUCCGUCCCUUGACUCCCCCAGAAUCUCGCGAAGUGAUACAAGUCAUGCAAGAGUUUGAGUCCAAAAUAAUGUCACCAAUAUCCCCUUUCGUCCAAAAUGUGACAGAAGAGUUAGCUUUUCUAACUGAAAGGGUUCCUGAUAGGUCAACUAUUGCCCUCAUACAAAAUAGGGAUGAGGCUGAAAAUUUGAUCUACGAAGUUCACGGUGUUAUCUCAACAUUGCUUCAAAAGGAGACAUUAUGCAGCUUCUAG
Molecule: messenger RNA, 522 nt
Organism: Ceutorhynchus assimilis (cabbage seed weevil)
Lineage: Eukaryota; Metazoa; Arthropoda; Insecta; Coleoptera; Curculionidae
Source: the annotation of a GenBank genome assembly